Molecule: messenger RNA, 2888 nt
Organism: Xenopus laevis (African clawed frog)
Lineage: Eukaryota; Metazoa; Chordata; Amphibia; Anura; Pipidae
Gene: ccdc14.L
Product: coiled-coil domain-containing protein 14
Exons: 13
Coding region: 100-2760 (886 amino acids)
Source: RefSeq, a predicted model, not a curated record
CGUCUUCCCGCCUGGAGUAGCGCGGCACUUGUACUUCCUGUCGCAGUUGGUAUCCAUGGUGACAGUUCCGGGGCAGCUGCGGAGAUAGGAGAUUCGAACAUGGCAAAAGCGGGUGGCCGAGCAGGCAAGGUUGUGUCUUCGGGACGCUUGACUGGACCUGUCAGACUGGGAAUUGGUAAAAAAAGGGUGGCUGUGAGAAAGGUUUCCACGACAUGUGUUGAUUCCGGGUACUCCUUGUGCUCCACAGACUCCGAGGAUCAGGUUCUUGUCAUAAAUAAAGGGCUGGAUCGAUGUGCAGCCUUACUACAAGACAUCCUUCAACAUGACAUGAGAGGCAACUCACAAUCCCAUCCAACCCAAGGACCUGUACAUACCGUGAAAUCUUCCAGUGUCAGAGGGAAAAGGAAUUUGACCAAGAAGCCCGGUGCAGCUUCUCACGUGCAUAAGGAAAUAGGUCACUUGGCAGGAUCUCUAAAGAAGAACAUCUCAUCAAAUGGAUUCAGCAUUGAAAAGGCUUAUCCUUCUGUGCAGGCCGCAGCGUUCUGGGCCAACUCACACUCCCCAAUCACGCAGCCUGCAGUAUGUGAGAAUGUAUCUACCCAGAUGUCUCACUUAAAUCAACUUGCCAAACAAGCCAACUGCCAGGGGUUCCCUCCUCCCUCCUCACAGGCUGUAAAUGAGCAGGGUAUUGGAGGGACUACUCAUUUUAAUUGCCGCUUGCCUUCAUCCACCCCUGCCCUGUCCCCUCAGCUUCCUGGCAGUGCUUCAAAUGUUAGUCAUAAUCAAGUUCUACCACAAGGGGGAACAACACACAUUCCAUCUGGUUCAUAUGCAGCAGUGCAGAGUGCCCCCGCUGUUAUGUGUAAUGCUCCAACACCUGUGCAGCAGACUCCGGCAGUGCCAACCUGCUACCCGCUAGCCUUUCAAGCUGAUACCUUGCCACAAAUUAGUAACAUCGAGAAGAUACGGGAAUCAAAUCUGCUUCAGUGUAUAGCAGCCCAUUUGGCUCAGCUGCGGUGUUCUGAGGCAGAGGGGAAUCAAGUGCUGAACUCCAAACCUGCCCCUGUAGAGUAUGAAUCAGAAAGGGAACAGCCCACAAGGGAGACAGAUGAAACUUCCAGUGAGGAGGAGGAUGCAGCUCCAGCAAGGAAUAUCAGCUGUCAGACAAGCUUUGAUGUGAACAAAAAGUGUAGCCCAGAGAAAACCGAGAGGAAGAUUAAAACUGUGAAAUAUCUUCUUGGAGAAAUAAAGGCAUUAGUGGCAGAACAAGGAGACGGAGAAGCCUUUCGCCUCAUUACAGAGCUAGAGCACAAUUUGUCUUUGCUGCCAGCCGUUGUCGGAAGCACAAAUGUUCAUGCUGAAAUUGCUCUGGCUCUCCAGCCACUCAGGAGUGAGAAUGCUCAGCUUCGGAGGCGGUUACGAAUAUUGAACCAGCAACUUCGGGAUCGGGAGAGAGCUGAAAAAGCAGGAAGAUCUGAUGAACAGAACUUUGAAAUGAUUUCCCUUCAUUCCAUGAAUGUAACGUUACAACACCAACUGGCAGAGUCCCAGAAAGGAUUGGAUACCCUGCAGACCAAAAAUGAGGAGCUCUUAAAAGCAAUUGAGGCCCAGAGACAUGAUAAUAAAAAUCUCACUCAGCAUCUCCAAGAUAAAGAGCAGGAUCUGGUUCAGCUUUGCCAGCAGCGUGAGAUUGCAGCUACAAAAGGGAAAACAGAUCUGGAUGAGGCUUUAGGCAAAAUGAGGAGCAUUCAGUUCAAACUAGAGUCUUCAGAAAAGGAGAAUCAGAUAUUGGGAAUCACCUUGCGGCAGCGUGAUGCAGAAGUGAGCAGAUUGCAGGAACUCACAAGAACCCUGCAGGCCAGCAUGGCAAAACUCCUCUGUGAUCUCAGCAAGGACAGCAGCAAACUGAAACCUGGGCUCAACCUGACCAAGUCUGUGUUAGACAGCUACGAACAGCAGCUCCAGGGAGAUCAGUGUCUGGCCAGCACGUCCAUAAUGAGUUACCUAAAGACGUUAGAGACUGAACAAGUCUUGCCCAUUGCAGAUGCAACGUUCCCUGAUAAGCAUGAGCCUUGUAAUCCAACCAGCAAAUGCUACAAUAAAUACAUGUCUGACCUCAGUGAAAAUCUAAUUGGCAAAAUGCCUGAAACUUUGCAUCAAACUGCUUACACUCCAGUCCUCUCUCAUAGUCCAGAGAAACUGAAAUCCAAGGCAAACAGUGUGUCUGCCGCAACCUCCUGUGACGAGUACAAACCUGGUGACACAGUCUAUUUACCAUUAACCAGCAGCCCUCAAAAAUGUCUUGUAGUCUCAUCCCAAAGGCAAAUGUGCACCCCCCCUCAGGUUGGGAUUGCAUCUUCUGACUUGGAAGUGCCGGCCUCUAUUGCAAAGCAGUUGGGAUACAAAGAGCCUGAACCAUCUAAGGCGGAUUUUGAAUACAGAAUGGGUUUGGUGAAUUCUACCAGCACCUUGGAGCCAAACCUCAAAUCAGCUGAGGGAGUGCUACCUAUGGGACAGCACACUGUACCUGGCAACCGUCUUCCUAUUCAUCGUCAGAUAAGUAACCUACAGUUACAAGAUGGAAAUCCCACUGACCAUUCCAUGUUUGACUUCCACACUGGAAAAUCAGAUUGGAGCAUGUCCUCUUUCUCCACCUUCACUUCCCAUGAUGAGCAGGACUUUAGGAACGGCCUUGCAGCAUUGGAUGCCAACAUUGCCAGACUGCAGAGAACUCUGCAAACUGGCAUCUCUAGAAAAUGAACUGCCGAGGCUGUAGAGAAAUAAAAUGCUCUUGUGUGUGUGUAUAUUCCUAUUUAAAUCACUGUGCUGCUAAAUUAUUUUUAAAUAACAAUGUAUUUUUAUGAUAAAAUAAAUAUUAGUUUGGCCAA